Molecule: messenger RNA, 849 nt
Organism: Oncorhynchus kisutch (coho salmon)
Lineage: Eukaryota; Metazoa; Chordata; Actinopteri; Salmoniformes; Salmonidae
Product: protein S100-B-like
Exons: 4
Coding region: 182-541 (119 amino acids)
Biological process (GO): positive regulation of canonical NF-kappaB signal transduction; positive regulation of cell population proliferation
Cellular component (GO): nucleus; cytoplasm
Molecular function (GO): calcium-dependent protein binding; calcium ion binding; transition metal ion binding
Source: RefSeq, a predicted model, not a curated record
GCUUAAUGUUUCCUGUGUCAAUGCAGGCUAAGGAUGUUUCUGAAUGGGUGUAAUGCCGUGUGCUAGUCUACAGUCGGCUACAAUAAAACAAAUAGGCUACGGGCGACAAUUCAAUCUCGGGAUAUAAUUUCCCUACUCCAGGAACGUAGUUUCCUGUUCUUGUUUGAUUACGUCGGUGCGGAUGUUUUUGCGUAUCGGAAGGGCGGACGGAGGUGAUUUUCCACUGAGCUCGCGAAGGCUUUUCCAUCGCAGCCGACGUGGGCGGAGAGAACUAGAGAGUGCCAUGAUCGCCAUCAUCCAUGUGUUCCAUAAAUACUCGGGCCACAAGUGCAAGCUGAAGAAGGCAGAGCUCAAAGAACUUGUCAAUAAUGAGAUGAGUCACUUCAUAAUUAAUAUCCAAGAGAAAGAGACUCUGGAUGAGCUGUUUGCAGACCUGGACCAGAACGGAGACCUGGAGAUAGACUUCCAAGAGUUUAUCGCUCUGAUCGCCAUGAUGACAUCAACGUGCCAUGAUCUCUUCAGCACGGAUCACCGCCGUUAGUGACACAAUAUGGCGUUCCAUAAAUUCCAGGGUCCUCUUCCAGGCGUCCUCUUGGGCGGCAGCGUGGGGUGCCAGGUGCCCUCCCCAGAGAGUGAUCACUAUAUGGAAAAACAACAGGACAGCAUGGAAAAUAACCUGAAAAUACAAAUCAUAAUGUAGUUCUCUCAUUUCUGAGAUACUGUAUGUUAAUUAUAAUGUCUAUUACCAUUUUGUCAAAUACCCUUAUUUGGAAACCCUUUCAAUUUGAAUACAUAUGUUAGUGCUUGUAAGUGGAUAUAUAAAUCAAGAAUAAAGGACUGAUAAAUGUU